Arachis stenosperma is the source of this 1644-nucleotide messenger RNA. RefSeq lists its product as uncharacterized. The coding region runs from base 1 to 1644 and encodes 547 amino acids. Lineage: Eukaryota; Viridiplantae; Streptophyta; Magnoliopsida; Fabales; Fabaceae. The transcript has 2 exons. The record is from RefSeq and is a predicted model, not a curated record.
AUGCACAUCGAGAAAAACGUAUGUGAUAACAUAAUUGGAACUUUAUUAGACAUUCCAGGAAAGUCCAAAGAUCAUGCAAAUGCUCGUUACGAUCUCAAAGAUAUGGGCAUAAGAAAAAAACUUCAACCAAAGGAGAUAGAUGGUGGCAAGAAAGCCAAAAUUGCUAAGGCUUGUUUUAACCUUACUAAUCAAGAAAAAACCAUUUUUUGUGAUAUUUUGAAGUCAGUAAAAUUGCCGUCUGGUAGUGCCUCAAAUAUUUCUCGGUGUGUUCAUGUUGCUGAAAAAAAGAUAUCAGGCUACAAAAGUCAUGAUGCUCAUUUUAUGUUGCAUUAUUUAUUGCAAGUAGCUAUAAAAUGCACAAUGCAGAAUCAAGUAGCUGGCCCUUUAAUUUAUCUAGGUUCAUUCUUUCGUUCCUUGUGCCAAAAAGUUGUUGAAAAUGAUACAAUAGAUCAUUUGGAAGUAGAUAUUAGAGAGAUUUUGUGCCAAUUGGAAAGAAUAUUUCCUCCUAGUUUCUUUGAUAUAAUGGUCCAUUUGCCUAUUCAUCUGGUAAAUGAGUUGAGGUUGGGUGGCCCAGUUCAAUUUAGGUGGAUGUACCCCAUCGAGAGAUAUCUGUGUAGGUUAAAGUCCUACGUUCGCAAUAAGAGCCGCCCCGAAGGUUCAAUUGCUGAAGGAUAUUUAGCUGAGGAAUGCUUGACAUUUUGCUCAAGGUAUUUAAGUCCUGAUGUGGAUACAAGGCUGAGUAGGAGGACACAAAAUUAUGAUAAUUGCAGUGAAGCUGACGUAUGUCAUGAUAGCUAUUUUGCAUGCUUGGGGCGACCAAUUGGUGGAAAGAGGAAAGGGCAACCUUUUUCUCUAGAUACCAACUCAAAAAUACAAGCUCAUCGAGAGUAUGAGGAACAUGUCAACAAUCAAACUAAAGGUAGAAAAUGGAAGAAGGCAAAAACUCUAAGCCAUGAUUUUAGUGAAUGGUUCAAAGAGCGUGCUUCUCAUGAAGGUGUUCCGAAACAACUUAAAGAUUUGUCUAGAGGCCCAAACACAGUUGCAAAACAAUUUUCUAGUUAUGUAAUCAAUGGCUACAAAUUUCAAACUAGAGAACAUGAUGCAAGCCACACAACUCAAAACAGUGGUGUGACUUUGGUGUGCGAAACACCAAGCUUUGCUAGUGCCAAGGACAACAACCCAAUGACCAAAGCUGUAACAUAUUUUGGUGCAAUAAAAGACAUAAUUGAGUUAGACUAUUAUGCAUGUUUCAAAUUUGUUCUUUUCAAUUGUGAUUGGUUUGAAGUUGAGGAAGAGAAUUUUGGUCUAACUUCAGUUCACUUUAAUAAAAGAUGUUCUCGGGAUGAUCCUUUUGUAUUAGCUUCACAAGUCCACCAAUGUUUUUAUAUUCAAGACCCUUUUAACAAAGACAAGCAUUAUGUCAUGGACACAGUGCCAAGGGAUUUAUUCAAUGUGUGUGAUGGGUAUGAUGUUGAAGCCGAAGAGUCUAAUCAGAAGGACCCCUUUGAUCAAGCGAAUAAUUUGUUUGUGCCAAAGGAUAAUUGUGAAGUUCAAUGGACUAGAGAAGACAUGCCAAAUACAAUCAUUGAGAAACCUUCACUUGUUCUACAACAAGCUGAAUAUGAUGAUGAUUCUGAUCUUUAA